Gadus macrocephalus (Pacific cod) is the source of this 1500-nucleotide messenger RNA. It is a transcript of the gene rab4b, whose product is annotated as RAB4B, member RAS oncogene family. The record is from RefSeq and is a predicted model, not a curated record. Gene Ontology annotation, molecular function: GTP binding; GTPase activity. Gene Ontology annotation, cellular component: endosome. Gene Ontology annotation, biological process: regulation of endocytosis; Rab protein signal transduction. NCBI's taxonomy places the organism in Eukaryota, Metazoa, Chordata, Actinopteri, Gadiformes, Gadidae. The transcript has 7 exons. Bases 148 to 792 code for a protein of 214 amino acids.
CGAGCAGAACCGACCUGAGCCGAGCGGAGCCGAGCGGUAUCACGGAAACUGCUGCGGAGACGAGGAGUAAACAUCCCUGCCGACUGCGAUCCGCUCCCCGCCGCCUGAGACCGACAGCCCGCCGGCGGAGCUCCACUGACGGCCGCCAUGUCUGAGACCUACGACUUCCUCUUCAAGUUCCUGGUGAUUGGCAGCGCUGGUGCAGGGAAGUCCUGCCUCCUCCACCAGUUUAUAGAGAGCAAGUUCAAGCAGGACUCCAACCACACCAUCGGGGUGGAGUUCGGCUCGCGGGUUGUGAACGUCGCCGGGAAGACGGUCAAACUGCAGAUCUGGGACACGGCCGGCCAGGAGCGCUUCAGGUCGGUGACGCGCAGCUACUACCGAGGGGCGGCUGGCGCCCUACUGGUCUACGACAUCACCAGCCGGGAGACGUACAACGCGCUGACCAACUGGCUGACGGACGCCCGCACGCUGGCCAGCCCCAACAUCAUCAUCAUCCUGUGUGGCAACAAGAAGGACCUGGACGCCGACCGCGAGGUCACCUUCCUGGAGGCCUCCCGCUUCGCCCAGGAGAACGAGCUCAUGUUCCUGGAGACCAGCGCUCUGACCGGGGAGAACGUAGAGGAGGGCUUCCUGAAGUGUGCCCGCACCAUCCUCAACAAGAUAGACUCAGGUGAGCUGGACCCAGAGCGAAUGGGCUCCGGGAUCCAGUACGGCGACGCCUCCCUGAGGCAGCUCCGCCAGCCCCGGGGGGCGGGGCCCGCACAGAUCAAGCAGCAAUGUAACUGCUAGGGGGGGUGCCCUCCGGGGCCCGGGGCCGGUGAGCAGGAGCCCCCCGGUGGGGCGGUGACCUCUGCCCUGUAACCUCUGCCCCCGGCCCGGGCGGGGAACUCCUGACUGAACAUGCAAGGCUGGUGAAGAACCUCCGGAGAAGAUCCAUGGACCUCCUCCUCCUCUCCUUCAGACCUCCUCCUCCUCCUCCCCUACCUCCUCGAGUCCUCCUCCUCCUCCUCUCCUCCCAGACCUCCUCCUCCUCCCUCCUCCUCUCCUCCCAGACCUCCUCCUCCUCCUCCCUCUUCCUCCUCCUCCUCCUCCUCCUCCAGGGGUCCCAGGUCCUCCUACGAACCCGUUUUAUGUCUCCUCUGGAUCUCUUUCUUUGGUUGUUUUAUUAACACUCCUGGUGUCGUUGUGUUUGACCCAAACUGAAGAUGUUGUAUUUAUUAUUCAGUCGGUCAGCGAGGACGUGUCUGCCCCCCGGGGGGUAAAGAUCAGACUGCGUGUUGAACCCCUGUUUGCACUAGAGGUCCCAAUCAGGAGCGGCGGGGGUGGGGGGGGUAUUGUGAGCGCCCCUCCCGGUCAUGCUUCUUAAAUCAUUAUUCAUCCGACAUCUUCAGGGUUUAGGUCCAGUGACUUAAAAAAAACCCAAAAUAUCGAUUUAUUUUAAAAUAAUGAAUGAUUGUCUUUUAUUUUUAUCAAGUUGGGGCUGCAUUUUUUUUUUUU